Molecule: messenger RNA, 906 nt
Organism: Dentiscutata erythropus
Lineage: Eukaryota; Fungi; Glomeromycota; Glomeromycetes; Diversisporales; Gigasporaceae
Source: the annotation of a GenBank genome assembly
AUGCCUCCUGCAAACCAAUUUGAAGAUUCAGAUGAAAACUGGUCUACUUCAUCCGUAGAAGAACGAUUGGAACUUUCUCAGAAAAAACGAACAAAAAAGAGAGGCAAAAUUUCCAUCAUGGCCUGUGAUAAGUGUAGGAGCAUGAAAAAGAAAUGCACAGGCGGUGAUUUCAUGAGUAAAAAACCUUGCUCAUAUUGCACAAAACAUGGUGAAGAAUGUAUAUAUUCAGAUGCUAGAAGACGACGAACUGCAAACGUUCAAGAUUUUCAACAAUUUAUUGAUAGACUGGUGUUUAUUGAGGAUCAAUUAAAAAAAUUAAUAAAUGAACUUAGAGAAUUUUUUGAAUCAGCAAAAAAUCAAGAAGAACCUGAAUUUUUUGGCGAUGAUUUCAAGUUCGAAAUUAUGGAUUUUUGUAACAAAUCUUCUUGUGAUUCCAAUGAUCAAGAAAUUUCAGAAAACCCUUCAAAUUCUUCGACUUAUCUUUUUAAUUGUAAAAAUUAUGAACCAGGAGAACAAUUUGACGGAGAGAAGCAAGCUAAUGAAAUAAACAACCUUAGGCCUAAACACUCGUCCUCAUCAACUAAUCAGCAUAAAAACGUAAGAGGAACCUUUUCGACGUUGUAUUUGGCACCAAGAGGCCGUCAUGUUACUCAUUUAUUUUCCAAGGACGAAGGCAUAACUAAAGACGUACAGUUUCGGUCAUCGUCACCUCCUAUAAACCACGCAGAUCAAAAUCAAGUGACAACCGAUAAUAACAGCCUUUGUUUCAAUAAUCUAAAUUUGCAAGCUGUACCUCAAAUAUCACCUUUUCCGUCAGAGCAUUUUAUGUGCAACAACGUUGAUGAUCUCUUUCUAAAUGGUAUUACCGAUUUCAACUUUGAUACACAACUAUUUUAUAACGUCUGA